Oldenlandia corymbosa var. corymbosa is the source of this 2025-nucleotide messenger RNA. The record is from the annotation of a GenBank genome assembly. Lineage: Eukaryota; Viridiplantae; Streptophyta; Magnoliopsida; Gentianales; Rubiaceae.
AGAUUCUUCUUCUCGUGCCGCUCUACACUCGUUUCGCAUCGAGCCGAAGAGAUGGUGGAAAUGGACGAUAGGAAAGAAAGGCCUGUAAUUUUUAGGGAUAUCAGAAGAUAUUAUUGUGAAUUCUGUGGGAUUUGCCGUUCCAAGAAAUCCCUAAUCACCUCUCAUGUGCAAUCUCGACAUAAGGAUGAGUUGAUUCAGAAAGAAGCUGAAAAUGGGCAGCAAGAAAAUAAGGGUCCGAAGAUGAAUGUUUGUGAAGAGUGUGGAAUUAGUUUCAAGAAACCUGCUUAUUUGAGGCAGCAUAUGCAGGGUCACUCAUUUGAGGUUUGUUAUUACUCCCUUUUUGGCUUCGAUUAGGCUUUUUUUACCGGGAAAUUCACCAUUCAAAGAUAUCAAUUCUGAUAGAGGAUUUAAUCUGAGUUCUUGUAACCAGUUUUAAUAUAUAACAAGGUUCUCUUCCAUUUUGGUUGUCAACUAUUCCAACAUGUUGAAAUUUUCUACUAAACUGAUUUUGCAACUUGUUCUUGGUGGUUUAAGAGCUACUUGAGUACUAAUAAGUUAUCUUUUGGUUUUGGGUUAUUCGUUUAGGCGUGAGGCAUUGGAUCCCACAUUGAGAACUCCGAAAUGCUAGAGGCACCAGGGUGGCUUGAAUGGACUAGUAUCAGGUAGGGGGACCUCCUGAGAAGACCUUCAAGCAGCAUGCCUCUCUCACGCUAUCAUCAGCUGAGGUUUGGGAUUUUAUCAUUUCGUAUGCCCUGAUUUGGAUCAUUUUUUUUUCCUGUGGUUUCUUUAAUAAUCAUUCCUGUGAGUUAACUUUGGUUACGAUGUUGCAGAGGCCUUUUAAGUGCCCAGUUGAUGGCUGUCACUCUAACUACCGAAGAAAGGACCACUUAACUAGACACUUGCUCCAACAUGAAGGGAACCUAUAUGAAUGCCCUGUUGAUGGUUGCAAUAAAAAAUUUACCCUUGAAGAUAACAUGAAGCGGCACAUCAAAGAAUUUCACGAAGAUGUUUCCUCAAGUGAUUCUGAUAACUCGAAGCAGUAUGUCUGCCCGGAAAUUGGGUGCGGGAAAGUGUUUAGAUUUGCCUCCAAGUUACGAAAGCAUGAAAAUUGCCAUGUCAAGUCAAAUGCGAUGGAAACUCUCUGUUCUGAACCGGGCUGUAUGAAGUACUUCACGAAUGAUGAAUGUCUUAAGGAGCAUAUUCAUUUGUGUCACCAGUAUGUUACCUGUGAGACAUGUGGGACUAGGCAGCUGAAAAAGAACAUUAAACGGCACCUUAGAUCACAUGAAGCAGAAUUAUCUCAUGAUAGAAUAAAAUGCACCUUCGAUGGCUGCCUCCAUUCGUUUUCAAACAAGUCUAACCUAAAUCAGCACAUCAAAGCAGCGCACUUGGAUAUCAAGCCGUUUGCCUGUAGUUUCCCAUCCUGUGGAAUGAGAUUUUCUUUCAAACAUGUGCGAGAUAAGCAUGAGAAGUCUGGUUUGCAUGUUUUCACUAUGGGGGAUUUUGAAGAGGCUGAUGAACAAUUUAGAUUAAGAGCUAGGGGUGGCAGGAAAAGGAAGUCCCCAGCUAUAGAGGCAUUGAUGCGGAAACGGGUUCUUCCUCCAUCGCAGUCAGAUCCAAUUUACAACCCAGAACGGGAGUAUCUGUCAAGGUUGCUCUCUACAGAAUCCGAGGAUGAGCUAUGAGUCUCUGUAGAUAUUUCUUUAGAAUAUGGAGGUUUGAGCAAUGAGUCUGUUUUGUUAGUGUAGAUAUCUGGUUAAUAUAUGAAAGACAGGGAUCAGUUGUGAAAAAAAAAGUAGCAGGCUUUUGUGCUGAUGUAUCAACCUCUAUCAAAGAUCCAGUAUAAUAUAAUAUACCCCAAAGUUGCUACAAAAUACAUUACUUAGCAUUUUGAAGUAACAACUCUUACAGUGGAAAUUGUAAUCCAAAGAACAGAACAGAGCAAAAAAUUCCAACCCAAAGUACAUAACAGAGUAAACAAAUGUAAUGAAAAACUGUGAUGUUCCCCCAGGUUGUAUAUCCUUG